CAAAGAGGUGCGCCGGGGAAAUGUUGGUUUACUGUGUUUAAAAUAUUUUAAAAAGAAACCGUCGUGCUUAUCUUGUGAGCAGUGAUGAACAGUGCGUCGAUGUGAAAGAAGAAUUCUAGUGAAGUGAUCGUCUAAUACCGCAAAUCAAUUAUGAAAAGUGUUCCAGUAUUAGCUCUUAUUGGACUGAUGUCAAUUCAUUCGAGUUUAUGUAUGAAACCGGUAGAACCCUACUACGGCAGGAAAAUUGGCAGACUGGUGGAAUUUGCUCAUGGUAUCAGAGGCAUAGCGUACGCUGUGGACGAGAGUACCAUAUUUAUCAAAGGGUUCUCGUACGAUGGGACGGGUCCAGACGCCUUUUUUUGGAUAGGAAACUCGCCUAGACCUAGUCCCGAGGGAAUAAUCAUUCCCUAUCCUGAAAAUUACAUUGGCAGAGAUCCACCGGUAUUACAGGCUUACAACAACACAGACAUAAUCCUCAGGCUGCCAUUGGGAAAAAGAAUUAGGGAUAUCCGAUGGCUCUCGGUCUGGUGUAGACGAUUCACGGUAGACUUCGGCGAAGUGUUUAUACCCCCAAAUCUGGAAGUACCGAAACCGAGAGUUCUUCCAGAAUUUAAACGACUUGCUCACGGCCUUCGUUCAGACAACAUCAGUAUUUUAGACGCAAAAACAUUCUACAUUCCGAAUUUACAUUACGAUGGAGCAGGACCAGACGCUUAUUUCUGGGUUGGAAAUGGUUCCGAACCCACCUCCUUUGGGAUCAAAGUUCCUAAUGAAAUGGGAUCACUGGAUCCAUUGAGGGGUUACCAAGGUGAAGACAUUGAAAUUCAACUACCUGGGUUAUUGACAGUGUACGACAUAGAUUGGUUAGCGGUUUGGUGCGUUCAAUAUAGACAUAACUUCGGCCACGUUUAUAUUCCGAAAGAUCUAGAAGUUCCACCUGCUCUUGGUCAAACGAAAGUUUCUCCUCCUUGGUGGUACAAUCCAACCAGUACUACUCCAAAGACUGGCGUUCCAGCUAACUGUCGAGAAUUUUUGGACAAACGAUUGCAAGUCCGAUGGAAGAUAGAAGAUGAUUACGUUGACAUCAUUUUGUCUGCCAAAAUUCCUGAAGAUCAAUACAUAGCGUUCGGAUUAUCCGGAGCAUCCGGUAAACCACAAAUGAUUGGCGGAGACGUAAUAGUGGCCUUUUACGAUAGAGAGACCGGUACCUUCCAUGCAGAAGACUACUACAUAUCCCACAACGCCCAAUGUGAUGGUAAGCAAGGUGUUUGUCCUGACGAACGAAUUGGGGGAAGAAACGAUGCUACGUUGAUAUCAGGAUCGCGCGAUAAUGGAAUAACGACUGUCACAUUUAGAAGGCCUCUUAAAACCAACGAAGCUAUUCACGAUCAACCAAUACCGGAAACUGGAGAAGUAUCGGUCAUUGCCGCCUUUGGACCUUUAAAUUCUUUGAAAGAAGCAAACGCGCAUUCUGCAGCCGAUAAAACAGCCGAUGAUUUAAGAAUCGAUUUCAGCAAUUACGAUGACCACGAUUGCACAAUCAAUUUGGAAGAUUUGGGAGAAAUUGGUGGGCCAAAACCUUGGCCAGCUGCCAAAAUUAUCGGAGAAACUACUUUUAAUGCAAGACUAGGUCCGACGGGUGGCAAAAGAGGAUACACAGCUAUUACUGGGUUGCCAUCUUGGGGUAUAGCUUGGUAUAUAAACGACAUGCUGAUACCUGAACUGACAUUGGAAAGAGGUCAAACUUACACCUUCAAAGUUGAGGGAGGAGAUGACAGUAGCAAUCCCGCAAGGUACCAUCCUUUCUACAUAACAGACUCUAAAGAAGGCGGUUUUGGGCAAAAAACCGAAGAGGAAAAAAUGAAACAAAAAGUGUACGCUGGAGUGGAAUAUGACGGACAAGGAUACGCCUAUCCUUCUCUAGCCGGAAGGUACUGCGAAUGGGCGCACAAGAGUAUCGAUAAGUCAUUAGAAUCUGAAACUUUUGAAGAAUUUACGAAAACUUUGCGACUGGAAUGUGACCAAGGGGAACCCGCUUAUUUGAACUGGACGGUUCCGAUGGAGGCACCAGAUGUUUUAUACUAUCAGUGUUAUACACACAAUAACCUCGGUUGGAAGAUCAACAUCGUAGAACCAGGUUACAUAUCGCUCCACAAUAGUAACAUCAACGGUGCAACUUUACACCUUGUGCCGAUAAAUCUAAUAUGGGUAUUAAUUACAUACACGAUAAGCCACCAUAUACUCUUAAUUAAUUUGUAACGAAAAUUUUAAAUAUCUUUUUUCUACUGACUGAAAGUUUUUGAGAAUUUAUGUAAUUACUAUAAUGAUUACAGGGUUUUGUUCGUGUGUUGAGGAACUGAUGGCAAAUUUAAAAAAAUAAGUGCGGUUUAAUGUAACGGCUGAAAUACUUAACUAACAUUUUGAAAUAAUGUGAUAAGAUCAUAUGUAUCUUUGUUUAGAACUGUUUGCGGAGAAGAUAGUUUAAUGAAAG
This is a messenger RNA of Psylliodes chrysocephalus, 2491 nucleotides long. NCBI's taxonomy places the organism in Eukaryota, Metazoa, Arthropoda, Insecta, Coleoptera, Chrysomelidae. The record is from the annotation of a GenBank genome assembly.